AUGGAAACUUCAGCUUCAUUGUCAAACAUACCUAAUGACAUCAUACGAGAUAUACUUUUGCAGUUGCCGAUGAAGUCUCUGAUCCGGUUUCAAUGUGUAUGUAAAUGGUGGCGUUCGUUGAUACAAGACGACUCAGAUUUCAAGCUCUCGUAUCGUGGACAAGAACGACUUCUCAUCCUCUCGAAUGAAUCCAAAGGCCGGAGAAACCGGAAUCGCAGAUUAUUCGUUAGAUCCACAAGCCAUGAUCUUAGUCUUCAAAGUCAUAAAUGGCCGUUAAAAGAGGGUUGUCCAUUGAUUCGUCCAAGACACGAAUACUUUGUUACAUGGUGUUCUUGCAACGGGCUUGUGCUUUUGGUGGUUGAGAGAGAUCUUUUGUUGUGGAACCCGUCCACCGGGUGUUCGAUGAAAGUCCUCGAGCGGCCAUAUCGAUUUCCAGAUCUAUAUCCUAAGAUUAUCCUUGCAGGGCUAUGUUACGACUCCUGCACUACAGAUUACAAGGCCGUCUUAUUACUUAAUGGCAGUAAUUUUGGCCAUUCAUUAGUCAUCUCCAGCCUCAACCACAAAGAGUGGCGACCAGUGGAGUUCCCUUAUUGCCCGGACUCUAUUAGAGACGGUGUAAACUUCCGCAAUACAUUUCACUGGUUGGUGGUAAGUGAUUACAAAUAUGACGAUGUGGGUUUGGGUUUCUCGUCGUCGGGUAAUAAGAUCAUUUAUUUUGAUCCUGUGUGUGAUGAAUUCAGAAUCUUGCCCACUCCCGAUGAACUAAGGCACUUCAUAAUCUCCGAACGAAGGUACGGACUAAGGUACGGAAGAGAAAAGUUGAUAGUCGGGUUGGGAGUUAUAGAUGACUGUAUUUGCAUGGCAGUGCUGGGAGAAGAAUACAAAAUCAAAACUAACAAGAUACAAGUAUUGAUUAUGAAGGAGUAUGGAAGACAAGAAUCAUGGAUGACUGCAUUUGCUAUCCAAUUGCCUGAAAUUCCAAAUAGGCAUAUCCGCUCCACAUUAAUAUUCUAUUCUCUAAAAAAAGAUGUACAAGAAGUAUUAUUCAUGCAUAUCGUGCCGGGUUGGUAUGGGCUGCAAGUAUCUGUUUAUGAUAUAAAAAAAGAUGAACGGAAGGAAGUUCUGACGGACUUCGUGACUACCACAGGUCGUAGAUACAUUGUUAGUACGUGUUUCUAUGUUGAGAGUCUUGCUUGGCCUGGCAACAGUGGAUUGUUGUCCCAAUAA
This is a messenger RNA of Ipomoea nil (Japanese morning glory), 1227 nucleotides long. RefSeq names its product F-box/kelch-repeat protein At3g23880-like. The transcript has a single exon. Gene Ontology annotation, molecular function: protein binding. Bases 1 to 1227 code for a protein of 408 amino acids. Lineage: Eukaryota; Viridiplantae; Streptophyta; Magnoliopsida; Solanales; Convolvulaceae. The record is from RefSeq and is a predicted model, not a curated record.